ACUUAAGGGGAAAAUAUGGAGGGAUCACAAAAUGGACACAGUGAAGAGGGUCACAUGAAAUCAAUUCUGAAGCCGAGGUCCAAACCGUCGACACAUCUUCUGAAGGGGAAAGGGUCCAACGUAGCAGCAGCAGCAGGAGGGGGCGUGAUGAGGGACACAACGGAUGGCAAGAAAAGAAGGGUGGAAAUAACUACGCCACCGCAUUCCUCGACCUCCCUGAAAAGGUCAGGAAGAGCGGGUUACAAGCAUACUCCACUCCCUCGUGUCGCAUUGCUACCCCCUAAAUCUGCGAACCUUGAGAAACUUCGUCCAAAACCAAAAACAUUCCUCAGUCAUAGAGCAUCAUCCUUAAAAAGAAGUAACAGCACCACGACCUCGCCACGCCCACCUGCUGUAAAAGCUUCAGCAUCCAUGUCAAAGCUCAAAUCAAAUCCAGUAAGUAGCAGCUUAACGGGGAAAAAGCACGGUCCAAAUUUUUCAAAGAGAAGCAAAUCUACGAAAAAGAUGAAAAAGAAGAGCAAAUCCACCUCAGAUUUAAGGUCAACCACGGUUCCUCCAGUGGGAGAAAAUGGGGGGAAAGAGUACAUUAAGCAACUGGUAACCAUUAAUGAGCUUCUCAAAUCAGUAACGGAUCCGACUACUCAGGAAAGUCAAGGGGCUCCAUUGAUAGGGGGGUUUGUUCGUCCGUUCUCUGCUGAUGAAUUGCACCAGUUGUUAACUAGCGUGGGCAAGGUGGCUACAAUUCAUCAAGACCCAGCCUCGUUAACCCCACAGAUUGAACCACAAGAGGAUGAAUCGAAGAAAUCAAAAACUAAUGAAAUCAUCAUUUCGGAAAAUGUGCAAGCAAAUGAAAAUGUAACAAAUAAUCCAACUAAUCCUGACGAUUCUCCCCCUGCAGCCAUUAAAGUGAAAAAGAAAAAAAGAAUAUCACGACGCAAAUCUAACAAGGUUCAAAAGACCAAGUCGACUUCAUCCACAAAUUCCAAAAAUGCCAAGGAUCAAGACCUGCCUCCAAAAUCAAUUCCAGCUCAGGGAUCAGCCAACAAAAAUCUUGCAUCCAAGAAGACACUUAAAUCUAACGUGAAAACUUUGAAAUCCAAAUCUAAGAAAAAUUUAGGCGAUCCUCGUAAACGGCAGUCGCUUGAAGACUUGGAAAGCGAGUUAUCCGAGCUGGAUUUGGUUAAAUCUGCAAUUCUAAACAGAAAGUACUAUGAAGAAAGUUUGGCCUUAGAACACAUGAAUUCUAAAGAUGAUGAGCAGACAGCUAAUAAGAAAAGCUCUGAAAGUCAGAAGGUGUCAGCCAACAAGAAAAAGUUGAAAGAUUUAAGGCGUCUUCAGGCUGCUCAUAACUCUGCCCACGAGUUGAUUAGUCCAGUCCUAUCUCGAUCCUCAAGUCCAAAUAAAGGUCACAAAAUAGAUUUCAUUGAAGCAGAUACAACCUCAAAACCUGGAGCUGUCACUGCCGGUACUCCUGAUCGCUCUGCUGGACCACUUCCACUCCGCCCAUUGAAACCCACGGAUACUGACGAUGGAUAUAGUAAAGCCAUCGGAAAUGUCUUAAUAAAUUACAGCCAUGUGAUUCGUCCAUCAACUCGGAGAGGAAUUUUGGAACACGUCAGUUCGAAAACAAAACUAGAGAAUCGAGGAGUUGCUGAGUUGGAGCGUAUGUUGGAAUCAGAUAAUGAUACUCCGGAAUUUGAAAAACACAUAAAAAGCAUAAAGUACGGUGGCCCCAUUGCACGCAACAUGCUGGAUAUUGGUCAUGUACAUGUUUCAGAUGAGCCACCAUCUCAGGGAAAGUAUACAAAAAGUAACAUCACCAAACUUUCAGCCGAAGAAAAUUUGCCGACAUCCAUUUUGGAUAAAAAUGGGCAGCGCUCGUCAGAAACUGGUUUAGACGAACAACGAGUUACAAGGUCAAGACGAAGUCACAGAAGGAACAGAAAGUCCAGAAGUCCAAGCAGUCAAGAACCCCACAAGUCUCCAAUGACAGCUCCAGUGAUUGGAUAUCACGGUCCACUCGGAACUUUGGAAAAGAAAAUGCACACUGUAACCAGAGGUGGUCUUCUAACUCACUCAGCCCCACAGCCUGUGAAAUUGGCUGCUGAUUCGACCAUAUUCAACUUGGUGAAACCCCACCCUUCUCGAUGGAAUGAGCAAAGUAUAGCUCCCAGCCUCUUUGUGGGACUUCCAGACACGGGCGCAUCUCGCUGGACCAUUUUGAAUGAGAGGAUUUUGGAGAAGAAUAAAGAACUAACAGGUGUGAAGAAUGAAUCUCGACGAAAAGGCACUCGUCAGCCCUACACAAAGGGUGGCAACAUAAAUGCAAGAUUUAACAUGGACGUUGGAGAAGAGCGAAGAAAUUUUCUCCAGAAUUUGGAUAAAGCAAAGAAGGCAUUUGACACUUUUGGCGUGCAUAACAGUGUAAUGGACAGAAAACCAUACUGGAAACCUGGGAAAGCGCAGUAUGCCAACAUUGCCAACGCUUUUGGAUUUGAUACUGUGAGGAAUGGCCGGACAAAAUAACUCGAUUAUGAUGAACCAAAG
Folsomia candida is the source of this 2547-nucleotide messenger RNA. RefSeq lists its product as uncharacterized. NCBI's taxonomy places the organism in Eukaryota, Metazoa, Arthropoda, Collembola, Entomobryomorpha, Isotomidae. The record is from RefSeq and is a predicted model, not a curated record. The transcript has 3 exons. The coding region runs from base 16 to 2526 and encodes 836 amino acids.